AUGCCGGAACCUCACUGUCAAAUUGAGGUCGACUUCAAACCGCGUUACUUGCAGUCGGCUCCAGUACCGCCAUUGCCGCCAUUGCCGCCAUUGCCGCCAUUGCCGAGACAAGCGCCGCCAUACCCAAAAACGGCGGUUUCAGCUGCUAUUCCAGCUCAGACAGCUUCAUCGUCCUCGUCAGCCGUCACAACAAUUGACACACACAGAGACAAAGCUGCAGCCAGUGAUGGCAUGGGCAGUAUCUCUCCAGGUGUUGCUGCUGACGGGCGCGCAAUGGCGUUGGCGGACAAGCGCAACGCAGCAUCGAAAUCCGCCACAAAGAUGAACGCAGCCGCGAGUUCACGCGCAUCGCUCAAUUCCACCGAGCAAUUACAGUUUAAUCCGACCAAUAGAGCUGCUAGACAGCUGACUUUUGGCAAAGCGACAGCGAGAACGCAUCGCCACAAGCGCGGCGUACAACAAGUCCCGCAUCCCAACACGCUUGCCGAGUACGAGCGCGAAGGCGUGCAGAUGGCCCACCUGAACGUCUACCACGCCUGCCCAUGGCUAUGGGAAUUCGUAGGACGCACAUAUCGCGAUCUGGACCUGGUUGGCGCGGCCAUGUUCGUGAUGGGCUCGAUCGGGUUUGCCAUCCUGCCCAUUCUGAUGGAAUACCUGCCAGAGUCGCUCACACCGCUCAACAUUGCCAUGAUUAUAAGCGUCGCCUUCCUCUUGCUGGCAAAGGUGCUCUUGGAAGCACGCGCACUGUAUGCCAUGUUUUGGAAGCGUGCGCACAAGCGGCCGAGCGCCCUCUACCACGCGGCCAUCUUUCUGCUUGUCGUGGCUGGCUCGCUGUACAUCACGGUGCCUGCGCUGCAAAUCGGCGGCAACCAUCCCAAGACGGCGGGCUACAUGAACUUUGUCUCGUCCUUCUUUUUCCUCACGGGCUCCAGCAUCUUCACCUUGGACGGAGCCUUGCAGUACCAGCCGCCGCUCUGGACCAACAUUGAGAACCAGUACAUGUGGGGCUCGCUCUCGCUUGCCAUUGGCUCUGCACUCUUUGUUGUAACCGGCUUCUGCACGACGAGCAUCGGCGUCGACUACUCGCCCGCGCUCCCCGACGGCAUGGAAUACCGCGAGAGCUCGGCCUGCACCGAAUCCCUCGUGAAUUGGGUGAGUGCUGUGGGCGGCAUGUUCUUCUUGAUUGGCAGCAUCAGCUUCCUGGUGUUUGCCUUCCACGAGUUCCACGAGAUGCACAACGGGCCAGAUCCGCGCGCGGUGGCGUACCAUGGCCAGGAGAUUCCGCAUCCGCACCAUCACCUUCCGCAUCACAAGCGGAAAGCGCGAGACGACGAUCUUCCUGCUGCACGUUGA
Molecule: messenger RNA, 1353 nt
Organism: Capsaspora owczarzaki ATCC 30864
Lineage: Eukaryota; Filasterea; Ministeriida; Capsasporidae
Exons: 1
Coding region: 1-1353 (450 amino acids)
Source: RefSeq, a predicted model, not a curated record